Orbilia oligospora ATCC 24927 is the source of this 1707-nucleotide messenger RNA. RefSeq lists its product as uncharacterized. The record is from RefSeq and is a predicted model, not a curated record. Lineage: Eukaryota; Fungi; Ascomycota; Orbiliomycetes; Orbiliales; Orbiliaceae. The coding region runs from base 1 to 1707 and encodes 568 amino acids. The transcript is spliced from 10 exons. Gene Ontology annotation, cellular component: mitochondrial inner membrane. Gene Ontology annotation, biological process: mitochondrion organization; lipid homeostasis.
AUGUCGUCAGUCGGAGUCCCAUUCGCCAUCCGCGCUUUGCUGAGGCCUCGCCUCUCUACCCACUAUUUCCCAACCAAUACGGCCUUUCCUAAUAUCUCACACCAUGGCCGUGUCGCCAUUUCUGGAAACGCCCGUAAUUCCUCCUCCAUUACAAAGGUCUUCUAUAAGAUAAUUCCGAGAUCGAAUGCCCAAGCUAUCAGACCCAAGUGGCUAUUUGCUGGUGCCUCCCUUGCUGCCGCUGUAAUCGGUUUCUAUGUGUCAGAAAGUCCAUACCACGCUGUAAUGGCCCUUGAAAGAACUAUGCGUGUUGCAUCCGCAACUGCUAGGUGCAUUCAAGAGUCAGCCAGCAUCUCUCAACCUAUCGAGUGGACGUCUACUUUCAUCCCGCUGCAAGACAAAUGUCCAAGGUCAUCGGUUGAGGACAUAGACCGAAUGAUCCAAAAAGACACAGGAUGUACCAUAUCGGAACUUUUCAGCGAAUUCGACGAGGAGCCAAUAGGUACCGGUAAGCCCUAUUCACGUCAUACUGCCCAAGUAUCUAUCCUAUCUAGUAGAGCUGAUUUCUCGCCCUCGAAAAAGCAUCCUUGGCUCAGGUUCACAGGGCUCGGCUCCGAGAGAGUGGUCAAGAGCAAAGUCGCUGUCAAGCUGCAACAUCCCUCUCUCGCCGAGUGGGUACCUCUUGACCUCGCAUUAACGCGGUUCGCUUUAACAAACAUCAAAUUCUUUUUCCCGGAAUACCCAAUGGAUUGGCUUAGUGAAGAAAUGGAGUUGUCUCUACCCGUGGAGCUUGAUUUCGAAGAAGAAGCGAAAAACAUAUAUCGGGUCACGGAACAUUUCAAACAUGUUCCUAAUACAGCUCUCGUGGUCCCUAGAGUUGUUUGGGCAAAAAAGCGAAUAUUGGUUUUAGAGUACCUACGUGGUCAUCGUGUUGAUGACCUGUCGUCUCUUGAUAGAGCCGGGAUAUCAAGGGAUGAGGUUUCCGCAUCACUCGCGCAUAUAUUCAACGAGAUGAUUUUCGGAAACAAUGCACCUUUGCAUUGUGAUCCGCACCAUGGUAAUUUAGCGAUUCGGCCCAAUCAAAACCGAAAAGGUCACAAUUUCGACAUUAUACUUUACGAUCACGGCCUUUACCGGGAAAUACCGCUGAGUACACGUCGAAGUUACGCUAAACUAUGGUUAGCUGUCUUAGAUGGAGACGAAGACAAAAUGCGCAUUUACGCAUCUGAAGUCGCUGGCAUCACGGCUGAACAGUUCCCGCUGUUUGCGAGUGCGAUUACCGGGAGAGAUUUUGUCACUGUGAAAGCUUCUGUGUCAACCGCCCGUUCCGAAACCGAAAAAGAGCAUAUCGCAGCUGCAAUGGCGGAUGGAAUGUUAUCUCAGCUCGUACAGCUACUUGCAAAUGUACCCCGUAUCAUUUUACUAAUUCUCAAAACAAACGACCUCACCCGGAGUCUAGAUGAGAGUUUGCAGAGUAGUAUUGGACCCGAACGAACUUUCCUGAUCAUGGCGGACUAUUGCUCUCGUGCAGUCUUUGAUGAAGAGAAGGAGAUGAUCGCCCACAAUGGUGGGCUCUCGAAGCCCGGUAAUAUUGCGCGAAUGAUUAGUGCGCUAUUCUUUCUGUGCAAAAUUAAACUCAAGCUUGUUGUGCGGUAUAUUGGUGGGGUUGCCAUGUCCGGCCUCAAGGCUGUUAGUGACCCUUCCCAGUAG